Molecule: messenger RNA, 1187 nt
Organism: Arachis duranensis
Lineage: Eukaryota; Viridiplantae; Streptophyta; Magnoliopsida; Fabales; Fabaceae
Product: nudix hydrolase 23, chloroplastic
Exons: 7
Coding region: 293-820 (175 amino acids)
Molecular function (GO): hydrolase activity
Source: RefSeq, a predicted model, not a curated record
CUAAAGAUUCUGUCAAUUUAAAUUUCAAAGAUUGGAUCUUUUGAGAGAAUUGGGAUGAGGGGUUGAUAGGUGCAGAGCUGAUUUCAUUUUAUAAUAUUCCAUAUUCGCAUUUGUACAAGAUAUGUUGUUGCAACUAGUCACAAGUAUUAAGAUCUUAUGCGAGAGCAUGUAUCUACAUAGUUCAUAAUUGAUUUAGCUUUGUCGCAUAACAACUUAGGGUGUUCGAAACAUCAAGUUCUGUCAGUGGUGUGGUGGUCCAACAAAGCAUGAUAUACCUGAUGGAGAAGAAAAAAUGAGAGCCAUUUGUACACUUUGUGGGAAGAUUGCUUAUCAGAAUCCAAAAAUGGUAGUCGGUUGCCUCAUCGAUCAUGAUAACAAGGUCCUUCUUUGCAAGAGGAAUAUUCAACCAUCUCAUGGCCUUUGGACGCUUCCUGCUGGUUAUUUGGAAAUUGGAGAAUCAGCUGUGGAAGGUGCUAUAAGGGAAACGAGGGAAGAAGCAAAUGCUGAUGUGGAAGUCAUUUCUCCGUUUGCUCAAUUGGAUAUUCCUUUAAUCGGUCAAACUUAUAUGAUAUUCUUAGCAAAACUGAAGACACCCCACUUUUCACCGGGUCCAGAAUCAUCAGAAUGCCAACUAUUUCCGGUUGAUGAAAUACCUAUCGAUUCUCUAUCCUUUUCAUCAAUGGUGGUUACCUUAAGUUUGUAUGUUGAGGAUGUUAAGGCUGGAAAACCUAAAUUCCAUUAUGGCAUCAUCAACAAAAGGCCCGGUACGAGUCCUUCAGAUAUUCAUGCCUAUACAUUGGAUCAUCAUAUGCACUUGUGAGAAGUACAUUCUGGAUAUCUGAAGAUUGCAAGUUGAAAAAUCUGUCUAGUUCAGUACGCCUGCAGUGUUCUUUGUCUCUUGCAGUGGCCCAAUACUUUUGUUUUUGUUAUGUCAGACAGCACAGAAUUUACCCAAAUUACUCUCUUAACCCCAACAUUGUUAUGAUGAGCUGCUGUUUCAACGUAAGGAAGAAAUGUUGCAGUCCAUGAUCACUCUUAACUUCCUCAAGGGAUGUUCUCAAAAUGUGUAGUUGCAAUCAUGCUCACCCUUAACUAGUACUUUAGAACAAAGAUUGACAACUAUUGUAUCUCUAUUGGAAUUGUAAACACACAUGUUCAUUUAGAUAAAUCAAAUUCUUUUCGAAGAA